Messenger RNA from Peniophora sp. CBMAI 1063, 780 nucleotides. NCBI's taxonomy places the organism in Eukaryota, Fungi, Basidiomycota, Agaricomycetes, Russulales, Peniophoraceae. The record is from the annotation of a GenBank genome assembly.
AUGUCGCACUCACCCUCCCCAGCCCCUUCGGGCUCCCCAGCGCCCUCAGGGUCGCGACACAAAGCGACGCCAGUAGAGAAACAGCGUAGCCAGCUGGAGCGCUUGUUGAAAGACCCGUCGAAGCCUGCGUUCAUUCCGGCCGCGCCCAAGGCGAAGGAGAUCAGGCCGCCGAGGGAUAUGAUGAAGAAUGUGCAGGGCAGCAGUGCCGGCGCAGGUUCAGGAGAGUUCCAUGUUUACAAGGCGAGCAGGAGGAGGGAGUAUGAGCGGUUGAAGGCGUUGAGUGACGAGUCGCGUGCAGAGCAAGAGAAGGCUGAGUUUGAGGCGAAGAAGAGAGCGAGGGAGGAGGAGGCUGAGGCGAAGACAGCGAAGAACAGGGCGAAGCGGAUGAAGAAGAAGGGCCGGGCGAAAGGAAAUGGCAAAGACGGCGAGGGUCAAGCCGCUUCUGGAAACUCUGCCGGUACGGGUGGUGGUGGGAAUGAGCCGCCGUUGAAGAAGAAGAGGAUGGUCAAUGGCGCGGUGGUCACGUUCAGGAAACCGGGCGAGGGGAGUGGGGACGAGAGCGACGGGGACGAGGGUGACGUCGGGCCGGCGCCACCAGCCGAGGUCUCGAGGACGAGUGAGGUAGUGUAUGUUAGCUGUACAUCACUAUAUUGCCGGACACCCGGCUCGUACUCGCUUGCCAGAUGGGACAUAAAAUAUCUUUACUUUGGCAAUGUCUUCCGCAUCAAGAAGCUCGGCGUCUGGAGCGUCCGCGCCUCGUGCUUCGCAGGUUUGAUUUGA